Messenger RNA from Equus quagga, 759 nucleotides. Its product is annotated as keratin-associated protein 13-1-like. NCBI's taxonomy places the organism in Eukaryota, Metazoa, Chordata, Mammalia, Perissodactyla, Equidae. The transcript has a single exon. The record is from RefSeq and is a predicted model, not a curated record. The coding region runs from base 29 to 517 and encodes 162 amino acids.
CUCAGCUGAACUCACCUCUCCUGUCAACAUGUCCUACAGCUGCUGCUCUGGAAACUUCUCCUCCCGCUCCCUUGGGGGCUUCCUGCGCUACCCAGGCUCCUCCUGUGGCUCUUCCUACCCCAGCAACCUGGUCUACAGCACUGAUCUCUGCUCUCCCAGCACCUGCCAGCUGGGCUCCUCUCUCUACGGUGGCUGUCAGAAGACUUACUGGGAGCCCACCAGAUACCAGACGUCCUGUGUGGUGUCCAGCCCCUGCCAGAGGUCCUGCUACCGUCCAAGGAUCUCCACAGUCUGCAGUCCCUGCCGGUCAACUUAUGCCAGGUCACUGGUCUCUGGGUCCAGCAGCUGCUGCUCCCUGAGCUAUGGAUCUAGAAGCUGCUACUCACUGGGCUGUGGAUCCGGUGGCUUCGGACCCCUGGGUUAUGGAGUCUGUGGCUUCCCUUCCCUGAGCUAUGGAUCCAGUGUCUGCUACCCAAUCUACUUUCCUUCCAGGAGUUUCCAUUCACCUUGUUACUAGCCACUCUGUAGAUCUGGCUUCUACUGAUUGAUUUGUAGAAAAGCCAAACCCAUUUGAGAAAUGCCGAUUCUGUACUGAGAUUAUCUAUUAUCUUGUUUUCCUCCAUUGAAAAGUAUUCUAAUAUUCCCUGACCACCACCAGUUCUUUACCUCUCCAGCCCUUAACACUGGCUGAUAGAUGAACUCUGUCAAACUGAAAAAUUAAUGAGCAAUUCAAAUUGCACUGAUGAUACAAUUUCUGGU